Glarea lozoyensis ATCC 20868 is the source of this 2832-nucleotide messenger RNA. RefSeq names its product Restriction endonuclease-like protein. Gene Ontology annotation, biological process: double-strand break repair via single-strand annealing, removal of nonhomologous ends; nucleotide-excision repair involved in interstrand cross-link repair; resolution of meiotic recombination intermediates. Lineage: Eukaryota; Fungi; Ascomycota; Leotiomycetes; Helotiales; Helotiaceae. The record is from RefSeq and is a predicted model, not a curated record. Gene Ontology annotation, molecular function: single-stranded DNA binding; damaged DNA binding; single-stranded DNA endonuclease activity. Gene Ontology annotation, cellular component: nucleotide-excision repair factor 1 complex. The transcript has 2 exons. The coding region runs from base 1 to 2832 and encodes 943 amino acids.
AUGUCUUCCAGCAACGGUGACGCGCAACCGGUAAAGCUGUCAUUACCUUUAAAAUAUCAGCAGGAGCUAUUUCAAGAGCUUCGCCAAAAAGAUGAGCUGGUCAUCAUUGCCAGUGGCCUCGGACUGCCUCGGAUCGUCACGAACCUACUUCACUCCUACGAUGCGGCUGGAAACAAUCUCAUAUUGCUAGUUGGCGCAGAUGAUCGAGAAAAUGGCUGGAUUGGAGAGGCGUUGGCUGAACAUGCGGCAAUCAGCAUGUCACCUCGCGCGCGCGGAUUGAGCGUGGUCAAUACGGAUAUGAUGAGUGUUGGAACCAGAGAAAAACUCUAUGCGCAGGGUGGGAUAUUCAGCAUCACAUCGAGGAUUCUGGUAGUCGAUUUAUUGACCAACCUGUUGAACCCCGAAACAAUUACUGGCAUGAUUGUGUUACAUGCAGAUAAAGUAGUGGCGACAUCAUUGGAGGCAUUCAUUUUGCGCAUUUACAGACAGAAGAAUAAGAACGGAUUUCUUAAAGCUUUCUCAGAUGCCCCAGAACCCUUUACCACUGGGUUUGCGCCACUUACAUCCAUGAUGAGAAAUCUUUUCCUUCGACAAGUAGCUCUAUGGCCGCGAUUCCAGGUUAGCGUAGCGCAUUCUUUAGAAGGCAAGAAGAAGGCAGAGGUUAUUGAGUUGGAAAUUCCAAUGUCUAAUUCAAUGCAAGAUAUCCAACGGGCGAUUCUGGAAUGCGUCGAAGUUAGUAUUAGCGAGCUGAAGAAGAGCAAUACUGGCCUAGAAAUGGGAGACUGGAACGUCGAUGGUGCUCUACAUAAGCAAUUCGAUAUGAUCGUCCGGAGGCAGUUGGAUCCUGUGUGGCAUAGACUUAGUUGGAAAACUAAGCAAAUUGUGCACGAUUUGACGGUAUUAAGAAGCAUGCUCCGUCAUCUGGUGACAUAUGAUGCUGUUUCUUUUAACAAGCAUCUCGACACCAUUCUAGCAGCGCAUUCUCCUCCUCCUGGGUCCACAAAACAGAAUCAGUCACCAUGGUUAUUCCUCGACGCUGCUCAUACCAUAUUCGACACUGCCAAGAGAAGAGUAUAUACAGGCAAGGCAACGAAAAACGCCAGCCAGGACAUUGACUCUCUGAAGCCAGUGCUGGAAGAACAGCCGAAGUGGGCCGUUUUAGCAGAAGUAAUGGAUGAAAUUGAUCGAGAUUUAUAUUUCAGCCCGCAGUUACGAGAUGAUUCAAAUGGAACUAUUCUCAUCAUGUGUUCUGACACCGGGCAGUGUCGCCAACUACGUGAAUAUCUCCAGAACAUGAAUGUUCAUCCUGAAGAAGGAGUUAUAGAUGUGGAGAAGGAGAAGGAGGAAAGCGAUGACACUGAUGAGAAAGAGCCAUCCGCCGCUUUCAUGAUGAGGAGGAAAUUACGAGAGUACCUCCAAUGGAAAGAAGAGUUCAAGUUGAUAAGUGCUGCAUUGUUUGCAGAAACUCAGAACGCUCAAAAUGGUAACAACACCGGUGUGAAAGGUGGACCUGGCUCGUUCAGAGGUAAAGCUCCUCCUAACAAAAGGAGACGAGUUAGGGGAGGUGGAUCUGUUGGUGUCGCCCCAACCAGAGGUACGCAUGGAAAUGUUCUUGCAGCAGAAGAUAAGCCUUCGGAAGUUGCUAGUCUUCUGUCAGACAUUCAGCCUACGGAAGUAGAAGCUACAAUGAAAGAUGAGAUAGUUGCAGAUCCAUUGGAAGAUAUGGAAGACUAUUACCAACUUUACGAUACCAAAGACCUAGUUGUCAUCCAUGCCUUUGAUGGUGAUAUGGACGAGCACAUUCUCGAAGAGGUCAAACCCAAGUACAUAAUCAUGUACGAACCCGACGUUGCUUUUGUUCGAAGAAUAGAGGUCUACCGAUCCUCCCACAAUGACCGUAAUGUCAGAGUAUACUUCCUCUCCUACAAAGACUCGGUCGAAGAACAACGCUAUUUAUCCUCCGUCCGUCGCGAAAAAGACGCCUUUACGAAACUUAUAAAAGAAAAGUCCUCUAUGGCCCUAACCAUCACAACUGAUGCACACGGUAUUGAAGACCCCCAGGAAGCCUUCCUGCGCACAAUCAACACACGUAUAGCUGGAGGAGGUCGUCUAGCCGCAACAGCACAACCACCUCGUGUCGUUGUCGACGUCCGCGAAUUCCGCUCCUCGCUCCCUUCCCUCCUCCACGGCCGCAACCUCAUAAUCGUCCCCUGCAUGCUCACAGUCGGCGAUUACAUCCUAUCUCCAUCCAUCUGUAUCGAGCGCAAAAGCAUCAAAGAUCUGAUCUCCUCAUUCAAAGACGGACGUCUCUACAACCAAGCAGAGACCAUGUUCCAACACUACAAAUCCCCCAUGCUCCUCAUCGAAUUCGACCAAAACAAAUCAUUCACCCUCGAACCUUUUGCCGACCUCUCCGGCUCCCUCUCAUCCACCUCCUCCACCCCCAACGCAUCCUCAGACCUCCAAUCCAAACUCGUCCUCCUCACCCUCGCCUUUCCCAACCUCCGCAUCAUCUGGUCCUCGUCCCCGUACCAGACCGCCGAGAUCUUUGAAUCUCUGAAAACGCAAGAGCCGGAACCGGAUCCUAUCGCUGCUGUGCGCAUCGGGCUAGAUGGGGAGGAGCGGGAAGGCGAUCAGGUUUUCAACCGGGAGCCCCAGGAUAUGUUGAGGGUUGUGCCAGGGGUCACGGGGACGAAUGUUGGACGACUUGUCAGGGGUGCCGGGAGUUUGAAGGAGGUUGCUAAUGCGGAGGUGGAGGAGUUGGAGCCGAUGAUUGGGAGGGAGGCUGGGAGGAAGGUUUGGGCGUUUUUUAAUAAAAGUGUUGUUGAGUAG